This is a messenger RNA of Penicillium mononematosum, 582 nucleotides long. It is a transcript of the gene cdc42, whose product is annotated as Rho family GTPase CDC42. The transcript has 4 exons. The coding region runs from base 1 to 582 and encodes 193 amino acids. NCBI's taxonomy places the organism in Eukaryota, Fungi, Ascomycota, Eurotiomycetes, Eurotiales, Aspergillaceae. The record is from RefSeq and is a predicted model, not a curated record. Gene Ontology annotation, molecular function: GTP binding; GTPase activity. Gene Ontology annotation, biological process: small GTPase-mediated signal transduction.
AUGGUCGUCGCUACCAUCAAAUGUGUCGUGGUGGGGGACGGUGCAGUAGGAAAGACCUGCCUGCUCAUCUCAUACACAACGAACAAGUUCCCUUCGGAAUAUGUCCCCACUGUCUUUGACAACUACGCCGUGACCGUGAUGAUCGGCGAUGAGCCUUACACUCUUGGACUGUUCGAUACCGCCGGUCAAGAGGAUUACGACCGCCUGCGCCCGCUCUCUUACCCGCAGACUGACGUGUUCUUGGUCUGCUUCUCCGUCACCUCACCUGCUUCAUUCGAGAACGUCCGCGAGAAGUGGUUCCCGGAAGUCCACCACCAUUGCCCCGGUGUUCCCUGCCUGAUCGUCGGCACCCAGACCGAUUUGCGCGAUGAUGCCGGUGUGCGGGACAAGCUCGCCCGCCAGAAGAUGUCCCCCAUCCGCAAGGAAGACGGUGACCGGAUGGCUAAGGAACUUGGCGCUGUUAAAUACGUCGAGUGUUCUGCCCUGACACAGUAUAAGCUGAAGGAUGUCUUUGACGAGGCUAUUGUCGCGGCACUCGAGCCCGCGCCCAAGAAGAAGUCAAGGGGCUGCCGCUUGCUGUGA